Cercospora beticola is the source of this 1512-nucleotide messenger RNA. RefSeq names its product tellurite-resistance/dicarboxylate transporter family protein. Gene Ontology annotation, molecular function: malate transmembrane transporter activity. The record is from RefSeq and is a predicted model, not a curated record. Gene Ontology annotation, cellular component: membrane. NCBI's taxonomy places the organism in Eukaryota, Fungi, Ascomycota, Dothideomycetes, Mycosphaerellales, Mycosphaerellaceae. Gene Ontology annotation, biological process: malate transmembrane transport.
CAAGUUCUCAGGUUGUCUUGAUACAGCAUGGCUCGAUGACCAUUUUCAGUCAGCCACCAAUUCUUCUUAUCAGCCUCGAAAAAACAAACAAGAAUGGUCGUAUACAAAAUACCAGCAUGAGAAUUUGCACUUGCUAGCCAAUACUUUCGAUAAGACGCGGCCAUGGGUCACCACGAGCAAUCCCUGUGGUGGCGGAAAUGGAAGUCAUCGCGGCUGGACUUGCACAGCAACUCGCGAGCCCAGCCCAGAGCACAAUCACCACUUGCCGGCCAGAAAUCCCACCACGAGGGCGCAAACAACGAGAUCGACAGUAUGGCAACCCGAAAAAGUGUGCCUUUUCGCAUUCGCCUUCAGCAUUUCACCUGGGCUUGGUUUACACUUCCCAUGAGCACAGGCGGCAUCGCUCUGCUUUUGCGCGCGACUCCACAUCAGUUUGCAGGCCUCAUCACGAUUGGCAAAGUCGUUUAUGUAUUCGACAUUGUAAUUUUCCUGCUACUCUGCUCCGGAAUCGCAGCACGAUUCAUCUUACACCCGGGCACAUUAAGGAAGUCUCUUAUGCAUCCCACCGAGGCGCUCUUCUUCCCAACAUUCUGGCUUGCCGCCGUAAACAUCGUCACUGGGAUGCAGGUUUAUGGUGUGGAAACAUUGCGGCGAGGUGGCGAUGGCAAGGGUGGAGAAUGGUUGAUCACGACACUCCGAGUUUUGUUUUGGACCUACCUUGCCGUGACGUUCCUCGUCGCAGUCCUUCAAUAUCUUUACCUGUUCUCCGCCAAACCUCAUCGCCUGACGAUUCAAAGUAUGACGCCAGCUUGGAUCUUACCAAUCUUUCCUGUUAUGCUAUCUGGAACUCUUGCUAGCGCCAUUGCCAGUGACCAGCCUGUGCAUCACCGUCUUUCAAUUAUUCUCGCAGGAUUGACGAUGCAAGGACUAGGUUGGAUGGUCAGCAUCAUGGUUUAUGCGAUCUAUAUUCAUCGACUCAUGCAGUUCGGUCUGCCAGCACCGAACCUGAGACCGGGAAUGUUCAUUUCUGUGGGGCCGCCUUCUUUCACUGGGCUUGCGCUUCUUGGAAUGAGCCAGGCGUUGCCUAAUCAAGACGCAUACUUCCUGGAGAGACCUGGCGUGGUCGUGGUCCUUCAAACGAUGGCAGAUUUCGUGGCCAUGUUUCUGUGGUCACUGAGUUUCUGGUUCUUCUGCAUCACGCUGCUGAGUGUGCUAGCUGGAGCGAGUAGGAUGUCGUUUCACCUUGUUUGGUGGGCUUUUGUUUUCCCAAACGUGGGCUUCACUGUUGCUACAACCAGGAUCGGACAGCAGCUGAAGAGCGAAGGCAUCCUAUGGGUAGCAAGCUUGAUGACGAUCUUGCUCGUAAUAAUGUGGAUAUUCGUGUUCAUCAUGCACAUUCGAGCAGUUUUGCAGAAGCAGAUCAUGAUGCCUGGCAUGGACGAAGACAAAGAUGAGUACAAAGAGGGUGAUCGGAAGGCAAACGUACCUGUUCCUCCAGACGAGCAUCAUUGA